UAUUUUUUUGGUGACUGCGAUUUAAUUUACCCAAGUUUAGAUACCUUGGUAAUAGUAGAUAAAAAAGGAGAAAAAAAAACAAUCAAGUGUUUAGAUAAGAUCAAUUACUUUACAGUUAAUGAAAAGAGAACUGUAGCUGCAUCUAGCCACUACCAUCCAAAUGAUUUGACAAGUACCGUUCUAGUGUGGGAUUUAAUAUCAAUGAACCAAAUUACUAGUAUUUCGGUACCAAGAGGAUAUAAUGAAAUAUAUGGAUUAAAAUUUUCAAAUGAUAGCUCACGACUUGUAGGCUUGGCCAGUGAUGACAAAUAUACUCUAUUUCUAUGGGAUGUAAAAAGUGGGUCCAUGAUCAUCAGCUCCCCAAAUACCUAUCAUGUAAAUGGGGUAUCUUUUAAUCCAUUUAACAUGUAUUCGAUGAUUACAUUUGGUGACCAACAUAUAAACUUUUGGACAAUGAAUGAUACAAUGAUAUUAAAGAAAAAAGCAAUUUUUGGCAAAGAGUUUCAAAUGACCAAUAUUCACUGUUGCUAUGUCUAUUCUUUCGAUACAUUCUUUUUUGGAACCAACGAUGGCCAUAUAUUAAUAUUUAAAAAUAACAAUUUAGUUCAAAUUAUCAGACUAUUUAAUAACUCUCCAAUUUAUUAUAUAACACCAAAUAAUAUUAAAGAUGAAAGAAAAAUUAUUCAACUAUCAUUACAACAGCUUUUACAACAACAACAACAAAUUCAACUUCAACAAUCUCAAUUACAACAGCAGCAAACCCAACAACAAGCACAAAUACAUAACCCCCAACAAACAAAUAGUAAUAUUACUAAUAAUAACAACAAUAAUACUGCUAAUAACAACAAUAAUAAUAAUAAUAAUAACAAUAAUAACAAUACAAAUAAUAACUCAAUUAUUAUUAGCAAUACCAAUAUUGCUAGUUUCACGAGAAAAACUGGUUUCUUUGUAACAUUUGAAAACUAUAUAUUAUACUUUUCACCUGACGAUUCUUUUAAAAAUCCCAAACCAGUUUCUUUAGGAAUACCUAAAUUUUGCAGUAAUAAUAAUAACAAUCCAAAAAACAUUUAUUUCAUUGAUUCUUUUGACGAAAAAAUGAUUUUAGUUGACCAAAAUAACGAUAUUUCUCAAUAUAAUUUAAAUAGUACUGACCAAUAA
Molecule: messenger RNA, 1158 nt
Organism: Dictyostelium purpureum
Lineage: Eukaryota; Evosea; Eumycetozoa; Dictyosteliales; Dictyosteliaceae
Exons: 1
Molecular function (GO): protein binding
Source: RefSeq, a predicted model, not a curated record